GCCCACCCAGGCUAUAAAGACGGGCGGGGCGGAGCGCGCAAACCGCGCGGUGUUAGCUGCGGGACCGGUUUGCGGGAAGAUUCUGUGGACAAUCACCAUGGGAAGCAAAGGAGGCUUCAUCCUUCUGCUCAUCCUCGCUGUGCUCUGCCGUUCAGGUCAUAGCCUGACAUGCUACGCCUGUAUUGACCGUGAAACCUGCAACAAGACCACUGUUUGUUCAGUUAAUCAUGACGCGUGUCUGUUGGUCAAAGCUGAUCCAAAACUUUUUUACCGCCAGUGUUGGAAGUUUGAUGACUGCAGCUACCUCUCUAUCUCCAAAGCCCUGGGGCUGAAGAAGCUCGAGUACAGCUGUUGCCAGAAGGACCUGUGCAACGGGAGUGCCAGGGUCUCUGGGAUGACAGCGUUGAUGCUGCUCCCCUUGCUGGCGGCAGCCUUGACGCUUUGUCUCUAAAUCAACACCGGGAGGCCUUCUCCUAAACUUUCCGUGUCUCCGUAUACUCCUUAUUUCCUUGGCUGCUGCAUGCCCACAGCUUUAUUUCACCUGUCCCGUUGGGCAAGACUAACACUAGUUUGGGCAACUUGGUGACAAGAGAGGCUCUGAGAGACGUUGAAGGUCAGUCCUGUGGGCAGCGAAGACCCGUCGGAGGGACAUGGUAUAAAAGGGUGCAGCACGUGCGAUCUGAGCUCGGCCGCACGUUUCUUCCUCGGCUUUUCACAAGAGCAGCCUCGCAGGGACAGCUUGGGUACCUCAGAUCCUCUGCAGGGCCCGGUCAUGGUUAUUUCCCCUCUGAUGGCUUGGAGGUGAUUUUUAAAUACUCUGAUCUGGAGGGGAGGGCGGUGGUACUGGGACAGGGGGUUCUUUUCGACAGCCUCUCCCAGGGAAUGCUUUCAUCCUCUCCCUUUAUGGCACCCGCGCUGCCAAGCAGGCCCGACCACGCUCCCACAUGCGGGCUGUUGGGGAGCGGCCGGGAGAUUCUCAGUGCUGGGUGAUCGCAGUGACCUUUGUAGUCUCAACUCGCGGGUGCCUGGCAGGGAAGGAGGGGAGCUUUCCACACGGCAGGGCCUUGAACUCCCAGGUCUGUCUUCCGAAAAGUAGCAGUGGCUAAAAUCAGAGUUUUCCUCUAUCACUCGGUUGUGAAUGGGCUUUGCUUGUCUGCAGUAGAGAAACUUAGCAUCUAAUAAUGAUGUGUGAAAAUUAUUCCUUCAACUUUUGCAUCAGAUUGGUGGGGUAUCUUGGCUUUGUCACACGCAGUUAAAGUCUGAACGUUGGGACACUCUGUUAAAAAUAACUCGUAGUGGGGCACCUGGGUGGCUCAGUGGGUUAAAGCCUCUGCCUUCGGCUCAAGUCAUGGUCCCAGGGUCCUGGGA
Messenger RNA from Neogale vison (American mink), 1368 nucleotides. RefSeq names its product CD59 molecule (CD59 blood group) (gene CD59). The record is from RefSeq and is a predicted model, not a curated record. The transcript has 4 exons. Bases 98 to 451 code for a protein of 117 amino acids. Gene Ontology annotation, cellular component: plasma membrane. Gene Ontology annotation, molecular function: complement binding. Lineage: Eukaryota; Metazoa; Chordata; Mammalia; Carnivora; Mustelidae. Gene Ontology annotation, biological process: negative regulation of activation of membrane attack complex.